Messenger RNA from Engraulis encrasicolus (European anchovy), 1287 nucleotides. Its product is annotated as beta-microseminoprotein-like. Lineage: Eukaryota; Metazoa; Chordata; Actinopteri; Clupeiformes; Engraulidae. The transcript has 4 exons. The coding region runs from base 59 to 394 and encodes 111 amino acids. The record is from RefSeq and is a predicted model, not a curated record.
CUGGGCUGAAGUACUUGGCACAGUCUGACUUUUUUUGCAUCACUCCCGUUUUGCAACAAUGAGGGUAGCUGCUGUGAUACUGAUGGUUUGCUGCCUGUCUCCACUGGCUUCAGCUGCCUGCUAUCGGGAAAAAGGUCCAGUAGAAGGCCCCAUGCCCUACUGUGAGGACUCGUGGGACCAGACGCAGCAUCCUGUGGGCUCCACCUGGGUCAACUCCGGAUGCCAGAGCUGCACCUGUGGAGCAACCGGAAUGGAGUGCUGCGACAAGAUGGUGCGCCCCCGAGGAUUCCCUGAAGAUUGCGAAGUGCUCUAUGACUGGAAAGAUUGCACUUAUGAGGUCGUCAAACGGGCUGACCCCAACAUCCCCUGUCCUCACAGCGCUGUUGGGAAAUAGUGAUGUUUUUUUUUUUUUGCUUUUGUUGACAUAUACAGAGGCAGACAAACUGAACUGAAAAGGUAAAAGACCUGCCAUGUUUUUUUCUUUAAAUCCCUUUGGGAUCAAUAAUCACUACUCCACUUAUCUACUCCCACUGUUUCUUUUCCCUGUACUGUCGACAUAAGUGAUUUUACAUAUUUGCCUGUACUCUCACUAAUUUACAUGUACUGUCAACACAAGUGAUUCCACUAACUAGCUGAACUGUGUGAACCAGUUGUGUGAAUCGGGCUGCAAGAAAUAUGGGGCAGGACUUUCACUUUCUGGCUAGUCUGGAGAUUCAGGACAAUCCUUGAUGGGCCGCUUCAUGUCAGUUUCAAGUUGUCUUAGCUUCUUUCUACAUUCACCUACCUGUAACUUACCUAAAGGUCUACUUGUAUUAACUCUCUAUUAAACUAUGCAUAGGAAGUGUUCAGAUGAAAACCCCUUUAAGUGCUUUUUCAGACAUCUUUAGAUCUUUUUUGUAAAAUAUAGUAAUCUCCUAAAAAAGAAGUCAUUUUUAUGUUAAAAAAGGACAAUAAUCCUGGCCAAAAUCAACAAACGGGUUAGCAGAUUGUUAAGUUUACUAAAAUAAUACAAAUACCGCCUAUUUCUUUAAACUUGUCAUGAAUGCACUAAGAGGGUCUUGCAUCUGAAUUCUUUGUGUAUUCUCAUUCAUCUGCCACAGAUGAGUAAAUGCGAUGCCUAUGUAGUAUCUGCGCUGCAUCCUGUGAUCCUACUGGUGAGCGCAGUGGGAUUUUUUAUUUUAAUUGCAAAAAAAUAUGUGUGUAUUGAGUUGCACAAAUCACUGUAAUAGAUGGUCAACUUAAUGAAAAAACAAUUAUUGUCUCACACUCAUGCAAACUUCAUGCAAU